Molecule: messenger RNA, 2473 nt
Organism: Cloeon dipterum
Lineage: Eukaryota; Metazoa; Arthropoda; Insecta; Ephemeroptera; Baetidae
Product: G-protein coupled receptor dmsr-1-like
Exons: 5
Coding region: 289-1320 (343 amino acids)
Biological process (GO): G protein-coupled receptor signaling pathway
Cellular component (GO): plasma membrane
Molecular function (GO): G protein-coupled peptide receptor activity
Source: RefSeq, a predicted model, not a curated record
UGCUAUAUUUUAUCAUGUUAUAAUUUGAAUGAUAGAAUGGUGUCACGUGAAGAGAGGAAAGUUUGUUAUGUCUAAGAAUUCACUUUGCAACAUAUCAAUUCAUGUUCAAGAGUGUUGUUUGCCAACAUCCUGCUGUAGAUUAGCACUGUUCCAGUCAGCGCGUAUACGCAUGUCACCCUCUCAGCAUCUGCGGGCGAGUGGUUCCCCAGUGUGAUCGGCGAUUCCCACAGAUUGCCUCCAACCGCUCGCAGCACCCCAGUGACACAUUGUGUUGAUUAGCUCGCAAGCAUGGCGAACUCGUCGUACUGCGGCGACUUUGACUACCUUGUCACGGCUUACAAGAAUCUGCACGGGUACGUGAGCUUGUCAGUGUGCAUGGCAGGGACCGUGAGCACCGGCCUCAGCAUGGCGGUGCUCUCAAGACCAGAGCUGGCUGCACCCACCUCCUCCCUCCUGUCCGCGUUGGCUGCUGCGGAUGCCCUUGUCAUGUUGGAGUACAUUCCGUUUGCUUUGCACCAGUACGUGAUGGUCGAUCGGCCGCCGACCGAGAGGUUUUCCUACGCCUGGGCUGUAUACGUCCUUUUCCAUGCAAUCUUCACUCAGGUUUUUCACACAAUCAGCAUCUGGUUGACCGUGACUUUGGCUGUGUGGCGAUAUUUAGUGGUACGGUACCCGACUCAAAGUAGAGAAUGGUGCUCAGAAAAGGGCACAAGAUACGCUAUUUUAGCAGCGUACGUUGGAUCUUCAAUCAUUUGCAUUCCUCUAUACUUGUCAUUCUCUGUAUCGCCAUUCGAAGGUGGAACCGUCUACUAUGUCAGACUAAGCAAGCUUGGCGGCGCUGGAGGCCAGUUGUUAAUCUACAUUAAUUUCUGGAUCUAUUCGGUCCUAAUAAAACUGCUGCCCUGCGUCAUUCUGAGCUUCUUGAGCCAAAGACUUCUGGCUGCUCUGUGGGAAAACAAACAGCGUCGUAGAUCGUUACUCAAUAAAGAUGACAAAGAUGGCGACAGGACGAGCCGGCUCCUACUCGCCGUUCUCAUUCUCUUCCUGGUCACAGAGCUGCCCCAGGGAAUUUUGGGCCUGUUGACCGUUUUCCUUGGCGACAACUUCUUUGCCCAGUGCUACACGAGCAUGGGCGAGUUGAUGGACCUCCUUGCCCUCACUUCCAGUACCCUGAACUUUCCCCUCUACUGUCUCAUGAGCAGACAAUUUCGUGCUUCAUUUGCUGCUAUUGGCAAGGCUAUGUUCAACAAAAUCUUCCACAGAGACAAUCCCCAGCAAGCAGUUAACAAGGGCAGAAAUACUAGAUCGUCACAGUUGUAGACUCUCUUUCUGAUUUCAAGAGUUUUAUUGGUCACAAGGAUGCAAUUUUUAGAAUUUCAUGCUUUAAUUAUUUCUUAAGACUUGAAGAAGCCCGUAGGAUGUAACAUAUUUAUUGGGUUUUUCUGUUGUACAGAAAUCAUUGUGUAGAAAUAAAUGGCGAAUAAAUAAAUUAAGUAAUUAAGAAUGGUGAUAUCUCAAAAUAUCAAAUAAAAAACACUUUUUGUCCUAAAUAAAAAUCUUAUUUUCAAGAGGCUUAUCAAAAUUAUUAAAAGACAGCGUUAAGUGCGUUGCCGCCAAUUUUAUUGACGAAAAGUCUCCAAUUAGUUUCCAAAGGAUGGAAUUAGGUAUUAUCAAGUGUCUAUGAAUUAUCCAGGGGGCCAUUGCAUCUGUCUGCCACCAAGAAUGUGAAUAUGCAAGUGGUACACAGAUUGAGCUCCGUCUUUUCCGUCAUUAACUACAAGGCGGAAACCUUUUUCCAAACCUUGCUCCUUGGCGACGCGACGGGCUACCAGCAAGAGAUGUCCCAGCAACUGUGUAAAAAUUUAGUGAAAUAACUAAAUUGUUUGAAAGCUAGGGAAAGAACGCAAACCUGUUCAUCAGAAUCUUCAGCCUUAGAGAGCUGGCUGAUUGGCUUGCGAGGAAUUACAAGAAUGUGCUUUGGGGCUUGGGGACUGAUGUCAUUGAAGGCAACACACUGGAAUGAAGAAAAAAGUGUUUCAGAUUUAAUAAAAAUGUGAACUGUAAACAGAAAAUUUUAUUGCAACCGAUUGCAACCCUGAAUAUAAAUUUCUUCACAAAAACAAAUUAUUUAAUUCCGACACAGAUAGAUUACCUGUUUAGAAAUUAAUAAGUUAGCAUCACUGACACAAUGAAAAUAAGUGAUAAUUACAUAUAUUAUAAAAUAUCUCUCAACUCUUUAAAGUUUCAUGAAGCAGUCUUCCUUUUAAGAUUCAUAUGAAGCAGCUGUUUAGAAAGCUAUAAUUUUCUUCAAUUAAGCAUGCUUACUUGUUCAUCUUCAUAAAGAAAUUCGCAUGGAAUCUCUUUUCGCACUAUCUUGCCAAAAAUUGUGUCUCCUUCAGGGGCAGCCUGCUGGGCCUUAUUCACUUCAUCGGCCAUAGUCGUCUUGCAACGCGGAGUGAACCUGAUAAGAAAU